Messenger RNA from Radiomyces spectabilis, 2460 nucleotides. RefSeq names its product Sec23/Sec24 trunk domain-containing protein. The record is from RefSeq and is a predicted model, not a curated record. Gene Ontology annotation, cellular component: COPII vesicle coat; endoplasmic reticulum exit site. The transcript has 12 exons. Lineage: Eukaryota; Fungi; Mucoromycota; Mucoromycetes; Mucorales; Radiomycetaceae. Bases 1 to 2460 code for a protein of 819 amino acids. Gene Ontology annotation, molecular function: SNARE binding; zinc ion binding. Gene Ontology annotation, biological process: COPII-coated vesicle cargo loading; endoplasmic reticulum to Golgi vesicle-mediated transport; intracellular protein transport.
AUGGGUGCUAAACCAUCCCCGAGAGCAGGCGUCGGCUACACUCAAGGUCCUUAUACUCAUACUCAACAGCAGUUACCACCCGAACUUCGACCUCCCCAACAACCGCGUCACCGUAUUGAUCCUGACCAAAUGCCAGCCCCUGUGCAAGUCCGAGAACAGGAUCAAAUCCUCUUUGACGAUAAAUUUUUCGGGACGCUCGAACGCGAUCGCGUGCCUCUGGCAACGACACGCUACAUUGGGUUGGAUCAAGGCAAUUGCAAUCCUCGGUUUAUGCGUUCCACGGUGGAUAAAAUGCCUUUCAGUCGAGAAAUAGCCUACGUUUCCAAACUUCCCAUCGGUUUAAUCAUUCAACCUCUUGCCAAACAAAGACCGGACGAAGUCCCAGUACAGGUCGUCGAUCACGGUGAAGAAGGACCGGUGCGAUGUACUCGAUGUCGAGCCUACAUCAAUCCUUGGUGCACCUUUGUCCAGGGAGGAGCCCGGUUCAUCUGCAGCAUUUGCUCGCAUUCAAAUGAAGUGCCAUCGUGGUAUUUUGCCAAUGUGGACAUGUCGGGACGCCGAAUAGAUGUAGAACAACGGCCUGAAUUGCGAUAUGGAUCGGUAGAAUUUGAAGUGCCCAAAGAUUACAAUUCGGCGCGUACUCCAUCUCCACUCAACUAUGUAUUUGCUAUUGAUGUGUCGGCCCAUGCCGUUCGUACGGGUAUGCUAGAAGCUUGCUGUGGUGCCUUGUUAGAAACCCUGUACGGAGCCCAUUCCGAGCAACAAAAACUAAAUCCAGGAAGCAAAAUUGGCAUCUUGACCUUUGACAAAGCCGUGCACUAUUAUAAUUUAUCGGCAUCUCUAAGUCAAGUCCAAAUGAUGGUGGUUCCCGAUAUUGAUGAUUUGUUUGUUCCCUUGGAGGAUGGUUUUCUAGUGGAUCCCAUGGCAUCAAAAGAUAUCAUUGAGGAGCUGUUACAAAAUCUGCCCACCAUGUUCAAAGAAACGCAGAAACCGGAAGCCGUGUUUUCCUCGGCGGUGCGCGGUGGUAUGCUUGCCUUGCAAAAAACCGGCGGUCAAGUAUUUGUAUUCCAGUCGUGUCUUCCGACUUAUGGCCCCGAUGCAUUGAAAUCGCGCGAUGACAAGGCUUUGUAUGGCACGGAUAAGGAAAAGACAUUGCUGAGUGUGCAAAGCGAAAAAUACACCGACCUUGGAAAGGAGUGUGUGAAGAACGGGGUGUGCGUGAAUUCGUGGUUCUUCCCCACCCACUACGUGGAUGUGGCCACGUUGGGCGCCAUUUCCGAAUUAACAGGCGGAGACGUUCGUUACUAUCCCAACUUUACUGCACGCGACAAACCAAAACUCAUCUAUCAGUUGGAUCACGACGUUCAUCGUGAGAUUGGUUAUGACGGUGUUUUGCGUGUACGAUGCUCCGAUGGUUUGCAGGUGAUUGAUCACUACGGCAACUGUCACAUGAGUACGUAUACAGACAUGGAACUGGCAGGUAUCGAUGAGGACAAGACGAUUGCGGCGGUGCUGAAACAUGACAGCAAGCUGGAUACCAACCGAGGCGUGUCGUUCCAAUGUGCAUUACUCUAUACCAAUAAACAAGGUCGACGACGGGUGCGUGUGCAUAAUUUGAACCUCUCCGUCACCACCCAAAUUGCCGAUGUGUUCCGAUUUGGUGAUGAAGAUGCAGCGAUUAGCAUCUUACUUCGACAAGCCAUUUUUGAUCUUCCUCAUAAAAAUAGAAAAGAUGUGCAUCAAAAGUUGACCGAUCUGUGUGUCAACAUUUUGAUGGCUUAUCGCAACAACUGCGCGUCUUCCACGUCUUCCGGACAACUCAUUCUUCCCGAAGCAUUCAAAUUGCUACCCGUGUACGUUCACGGUGCGCUUCGAUCGUCGGCCUUGCGAGGAGUGGGUGUGGAUGUGAAUACCGAUUUUCGAUCAGCGGGCAUGCGAUUAUUCAACAGUCUUAGUGUGGCGGAACUCGUGUGGACACUGUAUCCUCGUAUGUUUGCUGUGCAUACGAUGGACAAUCAGUGUGGUACAUCCAACAUGAAGGGCGAAGUUCUACUGCCACCUAUGGUGCGUGUGUCGUACGAUCGACUGGAUCCGAAAGGCGCAUAUCUCGUUGAUACGGGAUCCGACAUGUUUUUGUGGUUAGGAAGUAAUAUUGCGCCAGAGCUGCUGGAGGAGAUCUUUGCUGUGAAAUCUCUGGAUCAGGUGGAUCCGGAAAUGACUUUACUACCGGCAUUGACGACGGAGCGCUCGCAUCAACUUCAUGGUAUUAUUCGGUAUCUGCAGAGUCAAAGAUCACGUUAUCUUCAGCUCCGCAUUAUACGUCAGAAUAUGGAUCCCAUGGAGUUCAUCUUUUCCACUUGGAUGACCGAAGAUCGCAAUGCUGAAGUGCAGACAUAUGUCGACUUUAUGUGCGUCCUCCACCGAAAGAUCCAAGAAGAAAUGAAAAAAGCAAACAACUAA